Molecule: messenger RNA, 701 nt
Organism: Ceutorhynchus assimilis (cabbage seed weevil)
Lineage: Eukaryota; Metazoa; Arthropoda; Insecta; Coleoptera; Curculionidae
Source: the annotation of a GenBank genome assembly
AAUUCAAUUAAGGACCUGCUCCAAUAACUACUAAUCACUCGUUCUCAAAAGCACGUAAUACAAUAAAUGUAAUUAUAGAAAAAUGUUUAAUAACAAAAUUUGCUUUAUUUUGGCGACAAUAUCGUUUGUUGUUGGCGACAUUGAGUUUAUGGACUGCGGUUCCGAUGUCUUUGUCGAUCAUGUUGAAAUAGACGGAUGCGUAGAAUCACCAUGUCCAAUUGUUAGAGGUAAAACCUAUGACGUUUAUAUUACGCCUGUCCAUUUAGACCCCAGAGUGGACAGCAUCGAAGUCGAAACGUACAUACAAGUAUGGGGCGCUUACUUCUUGCUACAGUCGGCUUGUACCAAUCCUUGCGGCACCGCUUGCCCUUUAAGGCAGCCAGUGGACAUGCCUCGCUUAAAAUUUACAAUUGAAUUUCCUAGGACCUUGCACCGCAACCCUGCGGAACUUCAUAUAGUCGCCAAACUCAAAAAUAGGAUCCGAAUCACUAGCGAAAUAUGCGUUAGUGUUGGUGUUGAAUUGUUUUAAAUCAGGAAAAUAUAAAACUAAAGCGACUUACUUAACUAUUUAUACCUACUUAAUUUAGGAUUAAGGCUUAUUAUAAAAUUUUAUAUUCCCAUAUUCAAGAAUAAUACUUUUAUUUUUUCCUACCUGUACUUCUGUUGCUCAUAUUAUACCAUCUCUUAUCUUUAUAUGAUUA